Messenger RNA from Zasmidium cellare ATCC 36951, 1185 nucleotides. RefSeq lists its product as uncharacterized. The transcript has 2 exons. Lineage: Eukaryota; Fungi; Ascomycota; Dothideomycetes; Mycosphaerellales; Mycosphaerellaceae. The record is from RefSeq and is a predicted model, not a curated record. Bases 1 to 1185 code for a protein of 394 amino acids.
AUGGCAACACCUCAACUGAGCGCCCGCUCAAGUGGACGUGUCGAAAUCUCGCCCAUGGAUCUCACCAAAACUUGGCGGGAAUCGACUUGUCUUUUCAUGGUGCCAAAGGACCAUUUGACGGAUACAGAUGCUUUCAAAGCCGUUGACCAGCUACGGGAAAUGACCAAGAACCCGGAGCAGCGAGUGCCCAAAAUUCGACCGCAUACCCACUCCAGACGUCCGACAGCACCUCACGACAUCUUUCCAUUUGUGAAGCUACCUGCUGAGAUCAGGGUCAAGAUCUACCACUACACUUUGCCCAGGCGUCUCAUCCAAAGGCUCCGCUGCUUCACGACCCCAGCUCUCUCGCGCGUUUGCCAACAGCUUCGACGUGAGACCUUGCCGGUGUUCUUCUACGUGAACACAUUCGUGGCCGAGGUCAAAUCUUCGUUUAUUGGUUGUUCAGGCUCGUCAUACCGGAACCGCAAGCCUUGCUACGUCGAAAACGAUGAGCGGCGAUUCCACUCACUCGGUCUACUCAGCAUUGCUGGAGACGUCAAUCCCCUUUCAUGGGAGCGGUAUGCUAGGACAGCGAUCUUCAGAAACAUCGAUUUCGUGCUCAUGAACCCGAGUGAUUCCUGCACUGGAGAGCCGAAGCACGAAAAGGCAGUGCUUAGCCUUCGAUCUGGACUCACCAUCUCCUUACACGUUCGCCUGGGCAAAGCUCGCAGCGCAUUGGAAUGCUACUACCUACACGAACUUCUCAAGCGCGGUCGAAAGGUCAUAUUCGACAACACAUUCAAGGCAGGCAUCCUAGGAUUGUCAUUCAAACAUCUUCGGGAUGUGGCGGCUGCCUUUAGGUUGGAACAGGGGCCGAGACUGGCGGUCCUGCCCACCACUGCUCAUCCAAAAAAGGCCGCCCGUAAUACCGCAGCAGAACAUACGCAACACAUACCGGACAUUGCUGGAAUCAAGACGCAAUCAAUAGCUGCAAGUCCGUCGACAGAGCCGUACCCAAGAACGUCAAAACCUGCGAACACUCCCGCCAUGACCGCCCAUGACCAGAGCACUAUGGACAAGUUCAGGACCAGUGGAGAGGGAGGCGUUUUGAAAUCGAUCGCAAAGAGUUCUUCAACACUCGAUGCCACUGUCGAGAGCGAGUUCGAUUUCCCUGAUGCGGAGAGCUACUUCGCCCCUGCCCCUUAA